GGUGCAGCAAGGGGAAAAACUUAACAACCCAAAUCCAGUCGCCUAGAGCCUCCCACAAGUGCACAAGCUUGUCACUUUCCAUCAGUUUACAGAAGAGGGACGUUGCUUUAGCCUUCCCUCUCGCUGCGGAUCAUCCUUCCGGCUUGGUUAUAAAUGCUAAUGUGUCCUAGAGUUUGGUGACGAUGCAUCAAGAGUGAAGGCAACUGAGGAGCCGCGUCCGCAGCUAUGUCCUUCACGCAAGAAAAGCGAUGAGACAGACGCUGAGCGAUGGCCACCUAUCCAGAGAGCUGCCUGGAUGCUACCGUGCUGAACUUCGUUGACCUCUCUCUGGCCUCCCCGAGACACCCUCUUCUCUGCGACUUCCCACCCGGGGUCCCCUUUGGGGACCGAACCCUGGGAUUCGGAGAGGGAAGACCCAGGAGGCUGUCGCGGUUUGAGGAAAGAGACCAGGAAGUAGAGGGGGCAGAAGUGGACUACGAGGACCCCGAGGAGGAGGAAGAGGACGUCGAGGGGCGCGGCCGAGUAGCAUCCUUGCUGGGACGCCCCAAAAGGAAGAGAGUCAUCACUUACGCCCAGCGGCAGGCCGCCAACAUCCGCGAGAGGAAGAGGAUGUUCAACCUGAACGAGGCCUUCGACCAGCUGCGCAGGAAGGUGCCCACCUUCGCUUACGAGAAGAGGCUGUCCAGGAUCGAGACCCUCCGCUUGGCCAUCGUGUACAUUUCCUUCAUGACGGAGCUGCUGCAGAGCAACGAAGAAAAGGAGGCCCGCUGAGCGGGGGAAGGGCAGAGCGGGUAGAAAAGACCCUCCCCCUUGCUUGGCGGGGGGGGGGGGGACGUCUCAAAAGCGGGGGGACCGCUGGCCUUCUGAGCCUGAGCUUGAGAUGGUAAAGCCCCCAAAGCCCCCACUCGUGGCAGCUCUGCGGUGACUAUAUUGGGGAUCAAGCACAGAGGGGUCCAGCUGGGCCAACGGGGAGUCCCAGCGGGCAGGGCCCUAGGGGAGAGCUAGAGGGUCUGACUUGGAGCCCCGAGACACUGGUCCUCUCCUCCACGACCUUCGUAAGCUUCUCUGUGCUCUGUGCUCUCCUCCCUGCUCCUUUCAAAAGUAGAAGUAAUAAAGCAGAACCUUUUCUCUCUCGCAGGACUCCUCGCUGCCCCAUUGCCCUCUCCAGCAGGGGCGCCCCUGUGUGUGGCUGGGCGGGUGAGCCCACGUCAAACAGAGACCGGGCCCGCGGGGCCUCGGUGCAACUGUCUCUGGGUUCCGAAGGCUCUGCUUGGGCUCGGUCCUCUCAGACUAGUUAAGGGGAGCAAAGAGGACGUGACUGGAGCCGAAGCACAGUCAGGGGACUAACUCACAAAAUGCGACCUCUGAGAGUGAUGGUUCUCCCUCCACCAUGGCUUCCCCGCCCUGACCCUGAUUGCAGUGACCCUCGAUUGCUGCCAAGUGCGCCCCUAUCUCGUCCUGAGGCAUGAUGCCUCAGAGUGAAAAGCAGUCCAUUCAGUGAAAGAAAUCGUCAUUCUGCCUUUUGCCCAGGACUGAACUCGGUCUCUGCCGCUCCGGCUCAGAGAGGGAGGGGCGGAGGUGGAGGAAGGCUGCUCCCGCCCCGCGCACUUCCCACACUCCCCAGCCUCUCUGGGGCCUUGGCAUCAGCGCUUCCAGCAGUUGCCUGGGGGAAAGAGCUGGUAUCUCUUAAUAAGCUGUGACCCGGCGCGCCAGUAAAACCGUCUUAAACAGUGGGUGGAAAGUUAUCUCUCAGUCUUAAGCCAUCUAGGAAGGCAAAAAGCCAAAAGAAAGGAUGUUUUCUGGUGCUUUGAAAAUGUCUGCCUGAAGGUGAAGUCGAAGCCGGUUCUUUUGGGAAGCUACCUUCCUCUGUUAUUCCCGGUUUCUUCUUUCUGAGUUACAUGGGAGCACCCGAAGCUGGGUCUUUAUAAGAGAUGUGGUUAAUGGAGGAAAGGAAAUGAGCUGGAGCACGUGAUUGCCAGUCCGUUCACUCCAGUGAUAAAUCCCAAAGAAGAAAUGCUUGAUUUGCCCCCAGUUGUGCACUUGCAAAACCACGUCAUAGUGAGGUUGCACAACCGCAAUGUUCUGUCAUACUCGAAUGAUAACCAUUACAUAGGAAUAAAAAUGAUGUGUGCUCAUCAUAAAAAGACUGAAAUGUAAAAACUUAAAAAUGAAAUGAACACUUAAGUAAGCCCCCACUGCUAAUACCGCUAGAAUUUUCAUCUACUUCCUUCUGCUCUUUUAUUUCCCGUGUAGUUAGAAAUUCAAUAUAUGUAACAACACUUUUGGACAUUGAUUUUUCUCAUUUAGCACUAUGGAAUGAGCACUUCAUUCACUUUAAAUGCUAAAUGAGAUUUCCCUUCCUGUAUCUUACUGCCAUGCCAAUGUAUAACAACAUUCCUGAAUUUCCUUAAUAAUAGGGAACUAAAGUUAUACAAUUUGAAAUUUUCAAUCCAGAAGGUGAAAAAUUAAAGAGCAAAAUGAAACUGGAGGACCCCUCCAUUGAGUAAAUAAAAUUACAAGUCAACAAUAAUCAUUAGAAUAUCUGAUAUUCUGCAUUUGAAAUGAGAAUGGGAUUAAGACUUGCAUAUCCUGGAGGAAGAGCAAGACCAAGCAAAGGAAUACAUAGUAUUGCAUUUUUCUCUUGAUUUUGUUUUAUUUUUAUUUUUUUAUCCUUAUGGUACCUGCAGCUUGGAGAGCUGGUGUGUCACAUCUCAUUGCUGGUUGACUACGAGAUUGAAAUACACACUCCUUUACAGAUGUCUAGCUCAGACAUUCCUGUUCUUAAAAUGUUGCCUUGCAAACAGAGUCCUUAUCAAGGGCUUCUCUGUUACAGUCACCUUAUGCUAGCCACGUACAGUCCUUAUUUGUGCGAAUUUCGAAAUGCAAAUGGAUUCCUGGGCUCUGUGCAUUCAGUCUCCAUUUCAGCCACCCUGAAGGAGCCUGCCUGUGUCUCAGCAUCUCCUAUCAGCACCUGGAUAGACCACCUCUCUCCCAAGGGAGCUUGCCAUUCUAUUUUUUUUUCUUCUUCUACAUUUAAUUCUCUUUGAUUUCCAUGGUGGUUAUGUACACAUCUAAAGAAAGCUUAC
Meriones unguiculatus (Mongolian gerbil) is the source of this 3086-nucleotide messenger RNA. RefSeq names its product Fer3 like bHLH transcription factor (gene Ferd3l). The transcript has a single exon. Gene Ontology annotation, molecular function: RNA polymerase II transcription regulatory region sequence-specific DNA binding; protein dimerization activity; DNA-binding transcription factor activity, RNA polymerase II-specific. The coding region runs from base 268 to 771 and encodes 167 amino acids. Gene Ontology annotation, biological process: developmental process; regulation of transcription by RNA polymerase II. Lineage: Eukaryota; Metazoa; Chordata; Mammalia; Rodentia; Muridae. The record is from RefSeq and is a predicted model, not a curated record.